Molecule: messenger RNA, 1114 nt
Organism: Tribolium madens (black flour beetle)
Lineage: Eukaryota; Metazoa; Arthropoda; Insecta; Coleoptera; Tenebrionidae
Exons: 4
Coding region: 116-1099 (327 amino acids)
Source: RefSeq, a predicted model, not a curated record
AAGACCAUGAACCAUUUCAUUGUUGCCAUAUUUUGUCACCAAAAUAUGCGAUUGUUUGAAUGAAGAAAAAAAAAAGUGUAACGAUUUGAAUGAGAAAGUUUCCCAAAUCCAUUAAAUGGCCCGGCAACAGCUCGACCUUCAACCCUUCGGAAGAGGGGCGACCCUUGCGGGGCGCAGGACUGUUUACACGACCCAAAGCGGAACUAUUUACAUAUUGCGACCUUCAAGGAAUAUGUCUGAAAAGAUGAAUCUGGUUGAUGCUUUGGAAAACCUUUACAUUGACCCGUUUCCCACAAAAGCUUACAAUAAAAUUGUCGAACAGUUAAAAAAAAUCACAUCAAUUAUGGAAGAAGUAAACGAGCGUAGAGUUUGUUGCAUCGGUGAUAUUCUCGCAAAAUUAUCUGAUGUUGAUUCCUUCGAAACAGCAGAAUUUCCGAAAAAUCAGAUCAUUUCAAGCGUGGAACUUCACAAAAUGUUAACACAAAUGAAUAUUUCGAACAAAUUCAACACUUUAUUGCAAAAAUUGCUUGUUUAUAUCGUAAUUAAGCUGAAUCGUUGCACAAAUGAAGAUGCAGCUUCUAUCCUAAACGACUUUAGAGAACUCAAAAUUUGUAUUUUCACAUAUCGUAAAAACUCCACUUGGAACAACACGAAAUUGGAUCAAAUCAUUGAAGCGUUCGUUGAAAAGCUAAUUAGGAAUGUUAAAGAGUUAAAUGUUGAUAAUUGCGAGCAAAAGCUUCAUUUGUUCAGCAUUAUGAGGAUAAUGAUUACAGAGUUCGGUAAACAUUCAUUUUAUAGUGCUAUAAUAGUUGGACAAUUAACACAAGAGGUCAAGAAACAUUACGAACAUUUGAAGGAAAAUGGGGACUUGCAAAUUAAUGAUUAUGUUCUUGAGAAUUUCCUGACUUACCUAUUUAUUAUCAAUGAUAUCAUUGGAACAAACAUUAAAAGUAUCAAAAACAAUAACGGUAAAGAAAUUUUAACAGAAUUAAAAACCGUUUUGGACGACAAAGAAAUUCAAGGCAAAAUGUGCCCCCAGGAAGCUUACAUUGUCCAGAAUAUUUUGCGAGUUGUUGAUGUUUACUUAGCAGCAGAAUAAAAUGUUUAUUUUCAA